AGCCCGGCGCUAGGACCCGGCCCGCGCGGUGCCAGCCCGGAUUCCAGGCUGGCUCCCGGGCGUGACGUCAGGCGCGGGCCCGCCUGGCUCCCGGCCUGCCCCGGCCUCGCGCUCGGGAAAAUGCUGCUCUCGGUGCCGCCGCGCUCCGGCCUCCCCGCCUUCGCCUACAACAAGAGCAGCAAGAAGCAGCCCUAUGUGCCGCCGGCGCAGCCGCUGGGCCCCCCCAGCCCCAGCCCUGCCGGGGGGGCCACGGACCAGCUCAGCAAGACCAACCUCUACAUCCGGGGGCUGCACCCCGGCACCACGGACCAGGACCUUGUCAAGCUCUGUCAGCCCUAUGGGAAGAUCGUCUCCACCAAAGCCAUCCUGGACAAGACGACCAACAAGUGCAAAGGCUACGGCUUUGUCGACUUCGACAGCCCCACUGCGGCCCAGAAAGCUGUGACGGCGCUGAAGGCCAGCGGGGUGCAGGCACAGAUGGCCAAGCAACAGGAACAGGAUCCCACCAUCUACAUCUCGAACCUGCCGCUGGGGGGUGGACGAGCAGGAGCCUGGAGGGCGCUGAAGCCCUUCGGGCAGGUGGUCUCGACCCGCAUCCUGCGGGACCCCCACGGGGCCAGUCGCGGUGUGGGCUUUGCACGGAUGGAGUCCACGGAGAAGUGCGAGGCCGUCAUCACCCACUUCAACGGGAAAUACAUCAAGACACCCCCGGGGGUGCCAGCCCCCCCUGACCCACUGCUCUGCAAGUUCGCGGACGGGGGGCAGAAGAAGCGGCAGAGCCAGGGCAAGUUUGUGCCCAACGGGAGAGCCUGGGCGCGGGACGGCGAUGCGGGCACCGUGACCUUGGCCUAUGACCCUGCAACUGUGCUGCAGAACGGGUGGGUGCCCCAGGGCCCCCGCCCAGGCCCCAGCGGGGGGUGGGGGCUGCCGGCCGCGUCCCCCCAGCCCCUGACCCGCCGCCCCGCAGGUUCUACCCGGGCGCCCUACGGCCUGGCCCCCAGCCGGAUGAUCGCCCCCACGGCCCUGGCCCCCUACCUGCCCUCCCCUGUCUCCUCCUACCAGGUCCACGGCCCCGCCUGGAUGCACCAGUCCUACCUCGUGCAGCCCACGGGCGCGGUGCUGGCCCCCGCUGUGGACCACGCCGUCCCCCUCCAGCCCUCCGUGGUGGCCCCCCUGGCCCAGCAGCUUGGCCACCUCUCGCUGGGCAGCACCGGCACGUACUUGCCUGCUGCCACCGCCGUCCCUGGAGCCUUCAUCCCACCGUACCCACCGGUGCCACCUGCCCUCCCCCUGGAGGACGGCAGCGCCGCGCCGAGCCACGGCCCCAUCGAGUCGCCGUCUGAGCCCGGCGCCUUCCCCUACCCCUACCCCAAGUAGUGGGGCGGGGGGGGGGGGGGGGAGGGGGGCAGCAGGAGGGACCCCGGACCCACUGGCUGCCAGGAGGGGCUGGGCCGGGACCCCCCCAACCCGGCACUGCCCCCCACCCCCACCCCCACUUCCCCCCUGCCGCUGCUGCCGCCUCGGGAUGGACCCGUGUCCCGACCGGGGGUCCAUGAACCUGGGGUGGUCCCCGUGCCGGGGGUCCCGCUGCUCCCACGGCGCCUCGCUGCCCCCCCUGCUGGGCGGCGCCCCCCCCCCCCCCCUCCCCCCCCCCCGGAGGG
Falco peregrinus (peregrine falcon) is the source of this 1661-nucleotide messenger RNA. It is a transcript of the gene RBMS2, whose product is annotated as RNA binding motif single stranded interacting protein 2. Gene Ontology annotation, cellular component: ribonucleoprotein complex; nucleus; cytosol. Lineage: Eukaryota; Metazoa; Chordata; Aves; Falconiformes; Falconidae. The record is from RefSeq and is a predicted model, not a curated record. Gene Ontology annotation, molecular function: poly(U) RNA binding; poly(A) binding; mRNA 3'-UTR binding.